Messenger RNA from Colletotrichum chrysophilum, 558 nucleotides. RefSeq names its product putative endonuclease lcl3 (gene LCL3). The record is from RefSeq and is a predicted model, not a curated record. The transcript has 2 exons. Gene Ontology annotation, cellular component: mitochondrion; cytoplasm. NCBI's taxonomy places the organism in Eukaryota, Fungi, Ascomycota, Sordariomycetes, Glomerellales, Glomerellaceae. The coding region runs from base 1 to 558 and encodes 185 amino acids.
AUGUACCAUACCCCAGGCGGGAGGCUCGCUCUGUGGGGUUCACUGAGGAGAAUUCCCACCACCAAAGCCAAGCUCAAGGGGAAGACGAUACCUGUGCGAUUGGCUGGGAUUGAUGCUCCUGAGGGCGCUCACUUUGGUAAGCCUGGACAACCUGGUGCUCCAGAAGCUCUCAAAUGGCUCAACGACUACAUCUUGAACCGACGCAUCUGGGCAAGGAUCCACAAACGCGACCAAUACGACCGCGUCGUUGCGACUGUCUUCGUGAGACCGUUCCUUUUCAAAAAGGACGUCGGGUUGGAGAUGCUGAAGCGAGGCCUGGCAACGACUUACGAGGCAAAGUCCGGAGUGGAAUGGGGAGGUUUUGAACAAAAGUACAAAGCUGCUGAAGCCAAGGCCAAGGAACAGAAGCUAGGCAUUUGGGCUGGCAAGGCUAGCGACUUUGAAAGUCCCAGGGAUUACAAGACGAGAAUCAAUGAGGCGGGAGAGAAGGUCGUGGAGGAGGUGAAGCCGGAUGAGAAGAAAAAGAAAGAGGAGAAGAAGACCUGGUGGUUCUUUUGA